AUGACCCCAAAUUCUAACCCUAAACCCAAGCUUUCAACAACCACCCCAUACAUCCCACCGGAGCUUGUGUUCGACGUUCUUUUACGGCUUACGCCCAAGGAUUUGAUCAUCGCCAAGAUAGCCAUCAAACUUGAGCUGCCCUUGAGACACCGUCGCAGUUGUACUGACAGAGCGGGUUACUGUCAUGGUUUACUAUGCAUUGCAAACAACAAUAAAAAAGAUGUUGCUUUAUGGAAUCCCUUCAUUCAGAGGUUCAAGAGAAUCUCAUUCUCACUCUCUGAGAUAAUGGAAAGUGAAGUUGCCAGGCUUGGGUUCGGGUAUAAUUCUGCUACUGAUGACUACAAAGUUGUUAGGAUUAUGGAGUUUCGUACUUCUAAUGGUUUUUGUUCUUCUGAAGUGAAGGUUUAUGGCCUAAAAUCCAACUCAUGGAAAAGGGUCCAGAACUUACCUUCCAAUCAUCGUUAUUUUGGUUCUUAUAUUCACUGUUUGAACAGUGCUCUGCAUUGGCUUACCAAUCCUGAUUUGGGUAACACAUUCAUAAUUCUAACCCUUGAUCUUGUGAGUGAGAAAUAUCACGAAUUUCCCACCCCGGAGGACGUUAUGCAUGCUUUUCCUCUGCCGGGUUUGACUGUCUUGGGAGGCUGCUUAUGUUUUAUUGUUAAUAAUAAGGCUGAAAGUCAUGUUUGGGCUAUGAAGGAAUAUUGA
Messenger RNA from Prunus armeniaca (apricot), 705 nucleotides. Lineage: Eukaryota; Viridiplantae; Streptophyta; Magnoliopsida; Rosales; Rosaceae. The record is from the annotation of a GenBank genome assembly.